GUAAUUGGCCGCAGUAGUCAGGAAGUAGUUUAUGGGGUUUCAACGUGUUGUAUUUGUUAUGGUUGUCUGUAAAUCAUUUUUGUGUCAUAAUGAUCCCUGUAUCAGUAGUCCUUCUCGUAGUGGGGGGCUGGUGCAUAAUAUAUUUAACCGACACAAUAAUUAAAUCAUCUAGCAAGUUGAAAACUUCAUAUGAAGACUGGCUAAUAUCUCAUGGGCUAAGCAUUUCUCCCUUUCAUGUACGAUGGCAAACUACUGUUUUCAAUCGCAUGUUCUUCAAGUGGGGAUGUUGGAAGCCAAGAUUUCUUUACAUGUGGUUCAAUCUUGGAAUGGUAUUCGGUGUAAUUGCCAUGUUUGGCUCUGUACUACUGCUCAUGCGAACACUGCAUCAGACUUUAGCACAGAUGAUUGCAGACGUACCUGCAGGACAGAGUGAUCGCCUGCUACAAGUUGUGGUGCCUGGUGUUAAUCUGCCUGUCAGUCAGCUGGCUUAUUUCUUCUUUGCAAUUCUCAUCAGCGGUGUCAUACAUGAAAUUGGCCACGGGGUUGCAGCCAUCAGAGAACAAGUCCGAUUUAAUGGCUUUGGUAUUUUUAUAUUCAUUGUCUAUCCGGGAGCUUUUGUUGAUCUGUUCACGACCCACUUGCAACUAGUGUCUCCUGUUCAGCAGUUAAGAAUAUUCUGUGCUGGUGUCUGGCACAAUUUUGUUCUUGGAGCAGCAACUUUAGUGGUUCUUUUUCUUCUGCCUCUGCUACUCUACCCUCUGUAUUCAACAGGACUGGGUGCCUUGGUCACAGAAGUUGUAGAGGAUUCUCCUGCCAGUGGACCCAAGGGGUUGUUUGUAGGAGACCUUGUGCCAGCUGUCCAGGGUUGUGCAGUUCAUAGUGUUGAAGACUGGCACACAUGCCUGCAAGAGAUAGCAGAGAAACUACAGCCUGGUUACUGUGUUAACGAAGCAAAACUGAAACAGCUGAGUGCUCCAACCAGAGUAUACAGACGACUGGAUGGCACAGUGGAAUGUUGCAGCAACAACAGCCUCACAGACAUCUGCUUCUCUUACAGCAACAAUGUCGAAAAUCACUUGUUUGUCUGCUUACCAGCAAGGAAGGCUGUUGCAUCCAGUGAGAUUUGCCAGACCAAUAUGGACUGCCAGAGGGAAUUUGUCCCAAGCCUGUGUGUAAAACCCUCACUGGAGAACUAUACUCGUUUGAUCAGAGUUCAGCAUCCACCAGCGGAGGCCAUGUUGUUUGUUGGAUAUCCAGCUCACUUGGAAUAUGGAGUCAGCAUGAGCAGUUUUGUUCCAAGGUACAGCUUUUUGAAUUUAGACCUGCCCGUCAUUUUGGAAACAUUUUGCAAAUAUGUGAUUUCCCUUUCUGGAGCUCUUGCUGUUGUCAAUGCAGUCCCCUGUUUUGCUCUGGAUGGACAGUGGAUGCUGAACUCAUUCCUGGAAGCCACUGUCAGCAGUAUUGUGUUAGAGAAACAUAACAGAGAGCUGGUUGGCUUUUUAAUUUUACUAGCUGGCAGUAGUUUGUUAGCAGCUAACGUAGUACUUGGACUUUGGAUGGUAACAGCUCGAUAGCAUUUUCUAAUGUGAGUUUACAGGAGCACAAGCAGGGAAGGUUUCAGUUGUCAAGCAUGUUUUUAUCUGGGCUCACAUCUUUCUUAAUAAAAUGAAAUUAGAAACUUUGUAGCAUUUUUAUCAAUCAUUAAGGAAGAUAAGCUGCAGUUAAUGGACUGUGAGAGCUGAAUGGAGAUCAUUGUGUUUCCUCCUUCAAGAAAGUUGUGAUUUUCUGCUUAUCUGUGAAAUUGCAGCUAUUCAGAAAUGACAAGAGUCUUAGACAGUUUGUUAAAUGUUUUGCUAAACUGAAGAAGCCUGACAUUAUUUGAGAUUAUGUAUUUUCAGUAAUUAGUAUUAGGCGGAUUUCAUAGCAGAUCUGCUCUCAAGGAUUUCAGUUUUCAUUCUACUGAUCAUAACUUAGAAGUUAAUAUUUGCUGAAAAUGUAGCUUUUACAAAAGUAUUGGAAUUAUAAGACUGAGAAUAUUAUUGUACAGCAACAAACAGUACCAGAAAGCUAAUGUAUUUUCUUAAAUGUGCAUAUAGGCAGAGGUGUACAUUUAAUUUGAUCAGAACACCACCAGUUAUUGUGGCCUUUUUUUCACUAAAAGUUGGAUACCCUUUA
Protopterus annectens (West African lungfish) is the source of this 2175-nucleotide messenger RNA. It is a transcript of the gene MBTPS2, whose product is annotated as membrane bound transcription factor peptidase, site 2. The transcript is spliced from 11 exons. Lineage: Eukaryota; Metazoa; Chordata; Ceratodontiformes; Protopteridae. The coding region runs from base 90 to 1574 and encodes 494 amino acids. The record is from RefSeq and is a predicted model, not a curated record. Gene Ontology annotation, cellular component: membrane; cytoplasm. Gene Ontology annotation, biological process: membrane protein intracellular domain proteolysis; regulation of response to endoplasmic reticulum stress. Gene Ontology annotation, molecular function: protein binding; metalloendopeptidase activity.